Messenger RNA from Suillus subaureus, 210 nucleotides. RefSeq lists its product as uncharacterized. The transcript has a single exon. The record is from RefSeq and is a predicted model, not a curated record. NCBI's taxonomy places the organism in Eukaryota, Fungi, Basidiomycota, Agaricomycetes, Boletales, Suillaceae. The annotation marks the transcript as partial.
UUUGCUUCUGUGAAUGUUAAGUCUCUCUGUAUUGGUGGUACAGUGCAACUCACCACAGUGGUAGAGGUCAUACAACUGUGCAGUGGUAUUGUCGACCUCACCCUCUGGAUUCUGCCAGAGGGGGAUCAUGAUGUGCCAGGUUGCCUAUUGGAUGCAUUAAACAAGCUACCUUUGUCACAGCUGUCUAUCCACUUAUCAACUCUUCCGUAG